CAGGGACAGGCCUGGCUGAGUCCUUUUUGGUGCCUGCGUGGGGCUGGGGUAUCAAGCAUGGGUAGAAGGUAAAGGCUGUAAAGCUGUUGGAGGCUGCAGGAUUGGGUCUUUUGAAUCCUUGGGCUCUGGAGCAAGCACAAGCCGAGGGCGGAUGCUGGUGGAAACUGGCUCCAAGUGGCAUCCGGAAGCAUGGCCUCUCUGUCAAGGACUGAUUAGCUCUUCUCAGACGACUUCAUACAAGUUUGUAGCCUUCAUCUCACUUUGCCUCAUAUUGAUAUCUGCUCGUUGUACCCUCUGGAGUUGGAUCACAGUGAGGUCAUCUUCUCCUGGAGAUGAGGAUGCCGAGGCCCAGAGAGGGAAAGUGACUUGCCUACCAACACACAGCAGGGAGAGGUGGAACAGGGUCUUUAGUCCAAACCCAUACCUGGUGUUUGUGCCAAGACUCCAGGCUGCUUCCCAGAGCCUCUGGGACAGCACUGCCUUCCACCAGCCAGGACCAUGGGCAGCAACAAGAGCAAGCCCAAGGACGCCGGCCCGCGGCGGCGCAGCCUGGAGCCGCCCGACAGCGCCCACGGCCCGGGCGGCGGUGCCUUCCCCGCCUCUCAGACGCCCAGCAAGCCGGCCUCGGCCGACGGCCACCGCGGGCCCGCCGCCGCCUUCGCCCCUGCCGCCGCCGAGCCGAAGCUCUUCGGGGGCUUCAACUCCUCCGACACAGUCACCUCCCCGCAACGCGCGGGGCCGCUGGCCGGUGGGGUGACCACCUUUGUGGCCCUCUAUGACUACGAGUCCCGAACAGAGACCGAUCUGUCCUUCAAGAAAGGGGAGCGGCUCCAGAUUGUCAAUAACACAGAGGGAGACUGGUGGCUGGCGCACUCACUGAGCACAGGGCAGACGGGCUACAUCCCCAGCAACUACGUGGCACCCUCGGACUCCAUCCAGGCUGAGGAGUGGUACUUUGGCAAGAUCACCAGGCGGGAGUCAGAAAGGUUGCUGCUCAACACAGAGAACCCGAGAGGAACCUUCCUGGUGAGAGAAAGUGAGACCACGAAAGGUGCAUACUGCCUUUCCGUGUCUGACUUUGACAACGCCAAGGGCCUCAAUGUGAAGCACUACAAGAUCCGCAAGCUGGACAGUGGUGGCUUCUAUAUCACUUCACGCACCCAGUUCAACAGCCUGCAGCAGCUCGUCGCCUAUUACUCCAAACAUGCUGAUGGCCUAUGCCACCGCCUCACCACUGUGUGCCCUACCUCUAAGCCACAGACCCAGGGCUUGGCCAAAGACGCUUGGGAGAUCCCCCGGGAGUCCCUGCGGCUGGAGGUCAAGCUGGGCCAGGGCUGCUUCGGGGAGGUGUGGAUGGGAACCUGGAACGGCACCACCAGGGUGGCCAUCAAGACCCUGAAGCCAGGCACUAUGUCUCCAGAGGCCUUUCUGCAGGAGGCCCAGGUCAUGAAGAAACUGAGGCACGAGAAACUGGUGCAGCUGUACGCCGUGGUGUCUGAAGAGCCCAUCUACAUCGUGACAGAGUACAUGAGCAAGGGGAGUUUGCUGGACUUUCUCAAGGGGGAAACAGGCAAGUACCUGCGGCUGCCUCAGCUGGUGGACAUGGCUGCUCAGAUUGCCUCAGGCAUGGCUUACGUGGAGCGGAUGAACUACGUCCACCGGGACCUGCGCGCCGCCAACAUACUGGUUGGGGAGAACCUGGUGUGCAAAGUGGCUGACUUCGGGCUGGCCCGGCUCAUCGAAGACAAUGAGUACACAGCCCGGCAAGGUGCCAAGUUCCCCAUCAAGUGGACGGCCCCGGAAGCUGCCCUCUAUGGCCGCUUUACCAUCAAGUCGGAUGUGUGGUCCUUUGGGAUCCUGCUGACUGAGCUCACAACAAAGGGCCGGGUGCCCUAUCCUGGGAUGGUGAACCGCGAGGUGCUGGACCAGGUAGAGCGGGGCUACCGCAUGCCCUGCCCGCCAGAGUGCCCUGAAUCCCUGCACGACCUCAUGUGCCAGUGCUGGCGGAAGGAGCCCGAGGAGCGGCCCACCUUCGAGUACCUACAGGCCUUCCUGGAGGACUACUUCACAUCUACCGAGCCCCAGUACCAGCCCGGGGAGAACCUAUAGGGCAGGCUGCCCUACUGGGCUGGGGCCUGGGUGGGCCUGUGGGAUCUGUACCCACCACCUGCCACUGUCAACCUUCCAUCCUGGGAUGAAUUGCCAGGGAUGAGGCCCUUCUGUCUUGGGCGCAUGGCAGGGCUUCGGGUCUGUGGGGUCCACGGCCGGCACAGUGAAUGUCCGAGUGCUGCUGUGGCCACACACCUCUUUAUCCUUCCGGAGCUCUGUCUGUCACCAGAGGAGGAUCUGAGAAAGGGGUCGGAUGUCCUUUCUCGCUUCCACCUGCUGCCUGUGCCUGGACUCUUCCUUGGACGCCCGUAGGUCUGUCUCAUGAGCUGGCCAAAGAGCCUUUCCAAAGAGGAGCAAUGGCCCUGGGCCUCCGCUGCAGCUCCUGCCCUGCGGUCCUAGGGAUGAGUUCAUGCAUGGAGGCUGCAGGGCCUAGACCCCUGUCCCUGGUCCUGGUCGGGCAGUGUGCAGCCCAGUGUGCUCCGUGAUGGCAGGUGGAAUGAGGACCCCUCCAGCUCUGCCCUCCUCCAUCCCAGGGGCCCUUGGCAAUCACCAGUUCCUUUCUCCCAUUUCCCCAUGGGGAAUCUUGAGUCCAGACAGGGGAUGUGCCUGGCCCCGGGCCACAGAGCAGGUUGGAGGUUGAGGCAGUGGGCUUGGUACCCGGUGCUCUGUCUGUCUUCCUCAGGAACCAGUGAGAAUUGUCUUUAGAGGCAUCUCAGAUCUGGGCAGCCCAGGGGACAGGGGGCCUCAAGAUGGGUCACAGACAGCAGGGUCCCACUGUCCCCAAGUGCUUGGCUCAGCCUGCCGGAAUGGGCCUGUGUGAGGCUGAGCUAGAAUGGAGGGGGAAGGGGAAGGUGCAGAAAGCAGGUUCAGGCAGAAUGUAGGUGGCUUUUGGCCUCUGGAGCCAGCCCACCAUGAAAGGGAGUAAGUGCCCAGGCUCUGGAGGUAAAUCAAAUAGAAGUCAAAGAGCAAUGAGGCUGAGAGGCCCUGGUCCUGGCCUCAGGAGGGAACCCCAGGUCUUCUGUCCUCCAGCUUGUCCUGAGCAUUUCAAAAGUUGGCCUCUGCCCUCACCAACAGAUGGGUACCCCUGAAUCACGAGUAGGGAUGGGGUUCCCUGGCUGGAGUUGGAGGGAACAAGGGUGCCCAUGGGCAUACACUGCUGUGUGACUUGGAGGCCCUGCUUUGUCUGUGAGCCACAACUUGUGCCCUGUGUGUGGCUGCGGCUUCUACCUUCUCAGCUCCCGCUGGACCCUGUGGUGGACUCUAAGGCGAGCACAGCAGGAGAUCUAGUGGUGGCUCUGCUGUUCAGCCUUAGGGUAUGUGGUGGCUUCCUGCAGGCCCUCAGUGUGGCCAUCUGUAAAAUGGGCAGCUGACAAUUAGUGGAAUCCUGCCAAGGGCCCAUCUGUGUGUGUGUGUGUGUGUGUGUGUGUACAUCUGUGUGUAUCUCCAUGUGUGUCCAUAUUUAACAAGUAAAAACCACUCAGCUCUGUCCUCGCACGUGUUGUACAUUUCACCACUGCCCCCAUCACAGCAAUAACAUCCCAUUGCCGGAGCCCUCGAGCCAGCCUGGGCUUGGCAUUGGGGAAGGAGGCCGAGUGGUGCCUGCCGAAGAGGCUCCCAUGUUCCUUUCCCUUCACACUCAUCACUCAAGUCUCCUCCUGUCUGUCUGGGUCAGAUCUGGGUUUGCUUCCCCUGCGAGCCCUCAAACCCCCCUCCAACUGCCCUGGGCCCUUUGUAUAAGGUGUCCUAAUACUGUCCAGUUUUUUUUUUUAAACAGUGUUUUGUAGAUUUCAGAUGACUAUGCAGAGGCCUGGGGGACCCCUGGCUCUGGGCAGGGCCUGGGGGUUCCACAUUCCAUGGCCCAGGCUUGGGGGGGGGGAUCAGAAAUUGGUUGUAAAUACUUUGCAUAUUGUCUGAUUAAACACAAACAGACCUC
Molecule: messenger RNA, 4042 nt
Organism: Octodon degus (degu)
Lineage: Eukaryota; Metazoa; Chordata; Mammalia; Rodentia; Octodontidae
Gene: Src
Product: SRC proto-oncogene, non-receptor tyrosine kinase
Exons: 13
Coding region: 499-2109 (536 amino acids)
Biological process (GO): cell differentiation; innate immune response; cell adhesion
Cellular component (GO): extrinsic component of cytoplasmic side of plasma membrane
Molecular function (GO): non-membrane spanning protein tyrosine kinase activity; growth factor receptor binding; ATP binding
Source: RefSeq, a predicted model, not a curated record